AUGAAAGUUCAGCCCACUAUAGUUGUACUUGCAUGUGUUCCUGGGUUGUGCGCGGCUGAAAAAUUUGAUUAUGCGGGCCUUUCCGAGACUUUAAAAACAUUCUGCGGUAAUGAUUUCCUUUCUUGUUGGGAUCCUGUUAUAUCUAAAGGCGUAUUUUUUGGUGAUUUUGCUGUAGAGGAUGUUCGCAAUAUGCAUGGUUCUCUUGCAGUUCAAGGAAAUUUAGACGGUAAAUUUGGUGCGAUUAAUAAGAACAAUGCCUUUGAUUGUAGCGAUGCAAACAAUGUUUACUCAGAGAAGUAUGGUCUAGUUGUUGGAGGCCGAACUCAUGCUACUGUUGAUCAUGUAUACGGUGCCUCAUACUUUCAGAAAGAGACAGACAUUUCACGUAUCCGGAAGUAUGGCGAAGGGUGUCCCAUAUUUACUGAUCAGGGUACCGGUUUUUUCGACUUUAAACAAGCUCACACUGAUGCAAUAAUGGCUUCCAUGAAAUUGUCAGUUUUACAUCCUACUUUAAAAAUGGAUGAGAAUGAUGUUCUUACAAGACUCCAUGAUAAAGAGAAUGAUUUCGAUGUUAUAACCAUGAACACCUGUAAUGACUACAACUGCCAUCUUUUUCCUGGAAUGCUAUCGGAUGCUACUCAUAUAAUUAGUGGGAGGAAUAUCGAAUGGAAAACUUCUCAAGGAGAGACAUUGCCACAAACGCUAAUAGUUAAUGUUCCUAUUUCUGUUGGCACGACCUUCACAUUAUCUGUGAACCCCGAAGGCUUAGGAAAUUCAGAUCGCAAUACAAUUUACAACUUUUACCCUUCGAAUGAAUAUGGCAUCUAUACACCCGGAAGAAUACACAUUAAUCGUCAUAUGGUUGGGCAAACCCAUGAUUUUACAUUAGCACCUGAUGCGAACAUUCAAGAUAUUGGUAUCAUUGAUCUCUCGGGAGUAGUUGUGGCUAAUGAUUACCAUUCCAAAAACAAAGCUAGUCCCAUGAAUCUUUUUGCAGCUCCCCAGAAGAGAUGCAUUGGGCCUGACUGUAUGCCCGAAUCUCUAACACCUAUCAGCACAAUAACCUAUUCAACGAUUUAUAGUGACAUUCCUGAUACAGUGCAUAAUAAACCCACAACUAUCACCAUACCUUUUUCAACAAUCACUCAAGAGAUUGAUAAUACGAUUACAUAUAGUACAAUUUACGAGGAGACUAGUACUAUACACCAUAAACAUUCAAUAGUCACAGAAGUACCCGUCAAUACAGUUGUAUAUAAAACAAUUUACGGCGAUGUUACCGAUCAAUACACCUAUUCAACGGUAACAGAUGAUAUUAACAACACAGAACCUAGAUAUCUCACGAUUUAUGACGAUACUCCUGGACAAUCAAUAGUUUAUAAUACCAUCGUUGUUCAACCUUCCAUUGUAACAAAUCAGCAAGAAAUAACUAUAGAAUAUUACAGCACACUGGAAUAUCAAACGAUUUCUACUGAAGUUGAUGAUGAGUCAGUAGUCUACAACUCAUAUUCAACUGUUAGUGAAUUUACAUCUCAUUCUGAACGACAUAUAGUAAUAUACAGCGACAUUGUACCUGAAGCUCCUGACUCUUCUCAACUCACCUAUUCGUUUGCCACCAUUUAUGGCGGUGACACCGGUCAAUCGAUAACCCAUAGCACUGUGACUGACACACCUAGCACCGAAUCAAAACAAUAUUCAACCAUUACUUACGAGCCUUCCAGUACGAUAACACAUAGUACUGUGGAUCAUCAAUCUUUAAGUAUUCCGUUUGCUUUGGUAUCUUCUCUCAGAAAUGAAUAUAGCGAUGCUAAUCGUGUUGACAUUCCUACACCACAACCCCAGCAUAGCACUGUAACUGACACACCUAGCACCGAAUCAAACCAGUAUUCAACCAUUACUUAUGAGCCUUCCAGUACGAUAACACAUAGUACUGUGGAUCAUCAAUCUUUAAGUAUUCCGUUUGCUUUGGUAUCUUCUCUCAGAAAUGAAUAUAGCGAUGCUAAUCGUGUUGACAUUCCUACACCACAACCCCAGCAUAGCACUGUAACUGACUAUCCUAGCGCUAUUCCAGACAAAUCUUCAACUAGGGAGACACACUUUGAUACAGUCACAUUUAAUACAAUAACCGACAUUGAUUUAUCCAGUAAACUCAUUUCCGAUGUUACUAUGAGUGGAAUAAGACACAGAAUAGCGACUAACAUCCCUAGAGACACCAUAACCCACAUCACAAUUACUGAUAUCCCUCACAGCGAAAAAAUAACCCAUCACACGGUUAUUGAUAUCCCCAAUGAAUCUAUACCUCGUGAUACAGCUACCUACCGUACAUUGAACGACAUCCCCCAUGAAGAAGCAAAUCAUCGCACCAUUGCUGAUAUCACAUCUAACGAAGAAACACCUUUCCGCUCAUUUAUCAAUAUCUCUGACGAACCAGUGAAUUACCGUACAAUCAAUGAUACUCCCAACAAAACAGUGAUUUACAAUGGCAAAGUAACUGAUACUCCUGUCAUCCAUAGCCGAAUUGAAGAUAUACCCAGCAACACCGUGGCCCAUAGGACAAUUACAAAUGAUAUUUAUGAUACAACGGAUGGAUUCAAGACUUUGGUUAGCACUGUUACUGGGUCCGAUGAAGCUACCAAAAGUGAUAUACCUAGAGUGAUACCACAUAAUGAUUCGCAUGACAUCGAUAAGAUCCAUACAGAAAAGCCGCAUAUAGUUACAAGUAGACCUUUAACAUCGCCUAUAGCUGACCAGCCCGAUUUGGUGCCUACACAUGUUGAUGACGGCUAUCCAGAAUACAAUUGGCAUGACCUAUACAAGCACAAAAAAAGCAAGAAGGGUAAAUAUCACAAGUAUAAUAAGUACAAAAGCCAUAAGGGUCAUAAGCAUGCUGAAGAUGAAGAGUGCAACGAGGAAGAGGAAGAGGAAGAUGAUGAUUAUUGA
Messenger RNA from Mucor mucedo, 2937 nucleotides. RefSeq lists its product as uncharacterized. Bases 1 to 2937 code for a protein of 978 amino acids. NCBI's taxonomy places the organism in Eukaryota, Fungi, Mucoromycota, Mucoromycetes, Mucorales, Mucoraceae. The record is from RefSeq and is a predicted model, not a curated record. The transcript is spliced from 5 exons.